This is a messenger RNA of Folsomia candida, 1091 nucleotides long. RefSeq names its product protein AMBP. Gene Ontology annotation, molecular function: serine-type endopeptidase inhibitor activity. NCBI's taxonomy places the organism in Eukaryota, Metazoa, Arthropoda, Collembola, Entomobryomorpha, Isotomidae. The transcript is spliced from 4 exons. Bases 164 to 991 code for a protein of 275 amino acids. The record is from RefSeq and is a predicted model, not a curated record.
AUUCUGACAAAAUGAGACUGAAAGUGAUCGUGAACGCUGUGUGUGUAAAUCAUAUCAAUUAGUUAUUAAAUAAUUAAUUAGUUCCGAGUUUUCCGACUGAUUGGAAUUGUUUUCGGGAGAAUUUUUUUAUCUUGUGAAGGAAAGUUUCUGGUUUUUUGGGGAAAUGUUGGGAAAGUAUUUGGCUCCGUUUUUUGUCUUGGUGGUCCUUCUGGAAGUGACGGAGGCAAUGCCACAACCACAAAAAGGGGUGGAAUCUACCACGGUGAAAGUGCUGAUGCCUCCGUCUGCAUCUGCAUCGUUUGAUGAUGAGGAUGAUGCUGUGAUAAUUGACGCUGACAACACCUCGCCCCCCGUGGAUUUGACCCCGGAACCCUUCAACAUAUCGGACUGCGCCCUCCCCCCGGUGAAAGGUCCCUGCAAAGCCAUCAUCGAGUCGUGGACGUACAACGUGGCGACGGCAUCUUGCGAAAAGUUUGAUUGGUCAGGCUGCGGCGGAAAUGGGAACCGUUUCAGCGAGAAAGCAUUUUGUGAAAAGCAUUGUUCCAAGUAUGGCGUGGGAAAUAAUAAGAAGAUCGCAGCUGAGUGUCCAAAAUUUGAAGGGUGUGGUCCCUUGAAGUGUGGCGUUUCCAAAGACGAGAUCACCGGGUGUGAGAAAUGCGACUGUAAUUUGGCCGGAGUAGGAAACGAUGCGGUCGUCAUUGUCGGGUCGGUUUCUGGAAAUCGAGAAAAUCCAAAUCAACAAGCGCACGUGGGCAAGAAACCCGUCGUCGCUGGGGGAAAGGCCGACCAGCCCGAGAAGAAAACAGUAUUGAAACCGGAAGAGGUGUGCCACUUGCCGGAAACGAGGGGUGACUGCAGAGCCAUGAUGACGAGGUGGAGGUACAGCCCUGAAAUUAAGGAAUGCGUCCAAUUCCAUUUCGGUGGGUGUGACGGAAAUCCCAAUAAUUUCGUGUCGAGUGAAAAAUGUAUCGAAUUUUGUAGAGGCCAGUGAUUACAUAAUUAAUAAUUAACUAAUUAUUUAAGUAUUUAUCUGUAUAAAUAUGUCGCAAAUUAAUGAAAUAAAUAAAUAAAUUAUAACGCAUUUUCUGAAA